AAUCUACAUUUCUUAAUACUUUUAUCGGAGAGGCUUGAACUUUGCUCACUACAUUCUCCCGUCAUCAGGGUCAGGCAGGCCGAUGGGAUGUAAACGAAGUUAAAAACACACGCAGGCUUAGAAGUUCUCCCGUGUACACAAGGUAGGCCAGCUGAGUGCAGCGGCAGGUGGGUGCAGUGGUGUCAACAAGAAAGCAGAACAUCCGGGAUGGCUGGAAGAAGACGAAACCGAGGCAGCAACGCUCAGCAACAACAGGCCCCACCGAACCAGAGAGGUGGCCCUCGCAGGUCUCUGCGGGAGCCAGCUGCUUUUGCCAAGUCUACAGGUUGCGAAUUAGAGACCCUCCAUGAAAAGUUGACCAUAACCCAAGCACGGAGGGGCACACCAGCUCAUCGUCCGGUGCGAGUCUACGCUGAUGGGAUCUUUGAUCUUUUCCAUUCCGGGCAUGCUCGAGCUCUAAUGCAGGCCAAAAAUGUGUUCCCCAACACAUACCUGAUAGUAGGAGUCUGCAGUGACGAACUCACCCACAAGUUAAAGGGCUUUACGGUGAUGACAGAGGCUGAACGCUACGAAGCACUGAGGCACUGCCGCUAUGUUGACGAGGUGGUGCGGGACGCUCCCUGGACCCUUUCCGCAGAGUUCCUUAAGAAACAUAAGAUUGACUUUGUGGCCCACGAUGACAUCCCUUACACCUCUGCUGGAUCAGAGGAUGUUUAUAAACACAUCAAGGAAGCAGGGAUGUUCGUGGCCACUGAGAGGACAGAAGGCAUCUCCACAUCUGAUCUGAUCACUCGUAUCGUCCGAGACUACGACAUCUAUGCUCGACGAAACCUGCAAAGAGGCUACACAGCCCGAGAACUGAAUGUUGGAUUCAUCAAUGAGAAGAAAUACCGGCUCCAGGAACAGGUGGACAAGAUGAAAGAGACGGUCCGUACGGUGGAGGAAAAGUCCAAACACUUUGUCUACAGAGUGGAAGAGAAGAGCCAUGACCUCAUCCACAAGUGGGAAGAGAAGUCACGAGAAUUCAUCAGCAACUUCCUGGAGCUUUUUGGACCUGAUGGAGCCUGGAAUGCGAUUCAGGAGCGCAGUGGCCGUAUGCUCCAGGCUCUGUCACCUUACUCUUCACCCCGUGGCUCCCCGAGCAGCAGUCCCACCAGAAGACGCUCCGUUUCUCCUGACUCCUCCUCUGCCUCCCCUCCUUACUCCCCUUCCUCGCCUAAAAAGGCAUCACGCUCCUCUCUCAAAGCUGCCUCCACUUACACUGAAGAAGAACAAUGAGCUCAUCAUGAUUUGGUCAUAUAUGUUGGUCAUUAAUCUGGAACAUAAUAUGUCUAAAGAGGAUAGUCAUUAUAAAUUAAAAAAUGUAAUGGAACUACUACAGUC
Cottoperca gobio is the source of this 1383-nucleotide messenger RNA. RefSeq names its product choline-phosphate cytidylyltransferase B-like. The record is from RefSeq and is a predicted model, not a curated record. Gene Ontology annotation, biological process: CDP-choline pathway. The coding region runs from base 208 to 1278 and encodes 356 amino acids. Gene Ontology annotation, molecular function: choline-phosphate cytidylyltransferase activity; phosphatidylcholine binding. NCBI's taxonomy places the organism in Eukaryota, Metazoa, Chordata, Actinopteri, Perciformes, Bovichtidae. The transcript has 8 exons.